Messenger RNA from Entamoeba histolytica HM-1:IMSS, 743 nucleotides. Its product is annotated as peroxiredoxin. Gene Ontology annotation, biological process: cell redox homeostasis; response to oxidative stress; cellular response to stress. Bases 6 to 710 code for a protein of 234 amino acids. Gene Ontology annotation, molecular function: thioredoxin peroxidase activity. The transcript has a single exon. NCBI's taxonomy places the organism in Eukaryota, Evosea, Mastigamoebida, Endamoebidae. The record is from RefSeq and is a predicted model, not a curated record. Gene Ontology annotation, cellular component: cytosol.
GUCAAAUGUCUUGCAAUCAACAAAAAGAGUGUUGUAAAAAAGAAUGUCAAGAGAAAGAAUGUCAAGAGAAAGAAUGUUGUUGUCCAAGAAUAAAAGCAUUUAAGAAAUUUAUAAACACAUUUGAAAAAGCACAAAUUGGAAAAGAAGCCCCAGAAUUUAAAGCACCAGCAUAUUGUCCAUGUGGUUCAAUCAAAGAGAUUGAUAUUAAUGAAUAUAAAGGAAAAUAUGUUGUAUUGUUGUUUUAUCCAUUGGAUUGGACAUUUGUUUGUCCAACAGAAAUGAUUGGAUAUAGUGAACUUGCAGGACAAUUGAAAGAAAUCAAUUGUGAAGUUAUUGGAGUGAGUGUAGAUUCAGUUUAUUGUCAUCAAGCAUGGUGUGAAGCAGAUAAAAGUAAAGGAGGAGUAGGAAAAUUGACAUUCCCAUUAGUAUCAGAUAUUAAGAGAUGCAUUUCUAUCAAAUAUGGAAUGUUAAAUGUCGAAGCAGGAAUUGCAAGAAGAGGAUAUGUCAUCAUUGAUGAUAAAGGAAAAGUAAGAUACAUUCAAAUGAAUGAUGAUGGAAUUGGAAGAUCAACGGAAGAAACAAUCAGAAUAGUUAAAGCAAUUCAAUUCAGUGAUGAACAUGGAGCAGUUUGUCCACUCAAUUGGAAACCAGGCAAAGACACCAUUGAACCAACACCAGAUGGAAUUAAGAAAUAUUUAACAGCACAUUAAAACAAACAAGAUAAUUUAAUACAAAUUAUUUUA